UGCGCAAUAGAGUAACCAUGAGAAUAAGUGUGCAGUAAGACAUUCUGGAGUGAGCAGUGUGUUCUAUUAAUUCUCUUUACUGAGUGUUGCACAGGAUCUGAGCUCAAUGGCUGUGUUUCUUCUUUUGGCUGGAAUGGUAGUGGUGGGCUAUAUGAUUUUUCACAAUAUCUUUGUCAAAGGGGCAGUAUGCAAGAGCAAUGUGAAACUGUAUGGGAAAACUGUAAUUGUAACAGGAAGUAACACAGGCAUAGGGAAGAUGACAGCGCUAGAUCUGGCCAGGCGAGGUGCCAGGGUCAUCCUGGCCUGCCGCAACAAACAGAGAGCUGAGGCUGCGCUCGCUGACAUCAAGAGGGAGAGUGGGAGCAAUGAGGUGGUGUUCAUGCAUCUGGAUCUGGGCAGUCUGAAGUCUGUUCGCUCCUUUGCUGAAACCUUCCUGAAGACUGAGCGCAGAUUGGACCUGCUCAUCAACAAUGCAGGUAUUUACAUGCAGGGCAGCACAGAAGACGGCUUGGGGAUGAUGUUUGGUGUUAACCACAUCGGUCACUUCCUGUUGACCAACCUGCUUCUGGACCGUCUGAAGGAGUGCGGUCCGAGUCGAGUGGUCAACGUGGCGUCCUUGGGCCAUAAUUUUGGCAAAAUUGAUUUCAACUGCUUGAGCACUCACAAGGAGUUAGGUGUUGGCGAGUCGGCCACGGACGUCUUUAACAUCUAUUGCAACAGCAAGCUGUGUAACGUUGUCUUCACCCAUGAGCUGGCCAAGAGACUGAAGGACACAAAUGUUACCUGCUACAGCCUCCACCCUGGUAUAAUCGAAACUGAGCUGGGCCGUUACGCCAACUCUGCAUUUUUAAUGCUGUUGAAGCCCAUCUCAAUGUUGUUCUUCAAGAACUCUGUGGCGGGGUCUCAGACCACCCUGCACUGUGCCCUGCAGGAGGGCCUGGAGCCCCUCUCUGGAUGCUACUUCUCUAACUGUACAGUCAGGAACGUCUAUCCUAAGGCCAGAGAUGAUGCGGUGGCCAAGAAGCUAUGGGAAGUCAGUGAGAGUCUGUGUGGACUCCUGUGAAAGCCUCCCACUGUGACUCAAGCUCUCCUCAGUGUGCAAGAUGAUUUUUGAAUGGACUUGCCCUUUAAAUCAUUCAACCAUGUCAAAUAAAUUCUAAAAGUGCUUACUCCGUGUGAUUAGUAUAUAGGACUGAUCUUGUGCAUUAACUUCUAAGUUCUUACCAUAGGUUACUUAGGGUGUUCCACUCUGCCCUAGUAGAUAUAUCUGGAACAUAAUUAAACGACCCACCCAAAACUGUGCAUGCUGGAAUGAAUUCAACCACGAAGUGGCAAAAAGGAUGAAGAAGCAUAGGCCUACUGGGCAAUUCAAGACUUAUGGAAAUAAAGUAUGUGUUCCUCAAUGAGGCUGUUGUAUAUUCAUUGGUUGUAUAAUAAUUGUGCCAGCACUGAACAGUGCAUCCAUUCAUAUUUUAGAUAAUGUAACCCCGUGGUUAAAGAUCAUGUGCACAUGGCUGAGGAGCUGAUGCUGUUUGUUGCCUUGAUCAUGUGCACAUGGCCGAGGAGCUGAUGCUGUUUGUUGCCUUGAUCAUGUGCAUUUGAAUAAAAAAAACAGGGGUGGAAAGAGUACAGAUAUAUCUCACUCAAGUAGAAGUACUGUUACUUUAGUACAAUUUCUACUCAAGUUGACGUCAAACAAAUGGUGUAAAAAAAUGACUUCAAGUAAAAUGAAUUGAGUUACUAUUAAAAUAUAAACAUUGACCUUGAUAAUUAUCUAAUUUUGUUAAGGUUACCUGAAUAUUGUUACACAUUUUCCUUGCAUUCAAUUGAAAAAGGAAUGGAGGCAAUGAAUUAUAAGUCACAUCUGUAUGUAAAAUGAUUAACAUUUGAAUAUAAACAUUCAAAGCAAUUAAAAUGUAUUGAUACAUUUUUUAAAACUAUACAAAAUAAAGUGCAUAAACAAAGUUUC
This is a messenger RNA of Oncorhynchus tshawytscha (Chinook salmon), 1969 nucleotides long. RefSeq names its product dehydrogenase/reductase SDR family member 13. The record is from RefSeq and is a predicted model, not a curated record. The coding region runs from base 107 to 1063 and encodes 318 amino acids. The transcript is spliced from 5 exons. Lineage: Eukaryota; Metazoa; Chordata; Actinopteri; Salmoniformes; Salmonidae.